AGUCUGACAUUUCACCUUUUCUCUGUAUGGUUUUGUUAUCACAUUUUUGUUAGUUUUUAUGUUCGAUCGUGUAAAUAAAGAGCAUUUUUGCGAAUAGAUUAAUCAAUCUAAUCGUUCGGUCUGUGAUCGAAAUUUAGUCAUAAUGCAUUUCAAAUCAUUCCCGUGCACAUUUUUAUUGUUAGUAAUUGUUACCACUGUAUUGGCUGGACCGGAAGAGAAUGAGGGAGUCCGAUAUGCCGACAGAUGUGAGGCCUGCAAAAUUUUAGCAACAGAACUUCAAGGUCGACUUUCGGAGACGGGAAAAUCUCACGACGUCUUAGAGAUGGGCUAUUCACUGGACGAUGUAAAGCCAAAGAAACGUACAGCCUACAAAAAAAGUGAACUUCGUCUGCUGGAAUCACUGGAGAAUGUUUGUGAUCGAAUUUUAGAAUACAACAUCCAUAAGGAACGUAAAGACAGUACUCGAUUUGCCAAAGGAAUGUCGCAAACAUUCAAAACGUUACAUGGUUUGGUGGAUAAAGGCGUUAAAGUUGAGCUGGGCAUUCCAUACGAAUUGUGGGACAAUCCAUCGGUUGAGGUGACCAACAUGAAAUCGCAAUGUGAGAGCUUAUUGGAACAACAUGAAAAUGUGAUUGAGAGCUGGUACUUUAAGCAUCAGGAGAACGUGCCAUUAAUUAAAUACUUCUGUGAAGACCGAGCAUUGAAGGGAAUGGAUACAAAAUGUUUGUAUGAGGAUGUGGAAGAGAAAAAGGGUGAAACCGACGAUGAGGAAGAUGAACAGAACGUUGUAGAGAAAGACGAGCUGUAAGAGAACUGUAAUCAUAUUUUAUUUCCAAUCGAAGUCUUGCGAACAAAUACAAAAUUAGGACAUAUCGUUACCCAUAAAGUUCACACAUCACGAACGUCAUAUUUGAUAAGAUUCUCUGAAAACAUUGUCUCCUAAAUAAAAUCCAUUUUUAUAUUGACGUAAUUGACACCA
Messenger RNA from Bradysia coprophila, 979 nucleotides. RefSeq names its product FGF signaling regulator protein canopy b (gene CNPYb). NCBI's taxonomy places the organism in Eukaryota, Metazoa, Arthropoda, Insecta, Diptera, Sciaridae. The record is from RefSeq and is a predicted model, not a curated record.